UUUGUUAGAGGCUGCACUGACCCCAAAUAUUCUGAAAUGGCCAAAAUGUCCUCUUCCGUGGAACUACACCAGAAAUUAAAUCGCUUGGAAGCCAGUUUGAUGGCGGAGAACGAAGCCAGAAAGAGAGACAGACUACCCAUAGAUUUGAAGCAUGAUUCCCCCAAAUCACACAGGCAAAGACCGGUUUUGCCAAGCCUAAUGGAUUUGUCUUCAAUGAAAUCACAAGCUCUGAAUUUGCCGGAUCAUGGCCAGGCAGCGUCUAGAAUCGGCGGUGUUCAAGGUGGAAAGCACAAGGGCAAAGAUUUCAACUUUCCCCGGUCGUCGGCACCUCAGAGAAACUCCAUUGACAGCCGGGAGAUUGAGAGGAAACUCCAAGAAAUCAUGCGACAGACUGGCAAACUGACUGUUGAUGGAAGACGUGUGCCUUUCAACAUAGACUCACUGGAGGCAAUAGAUGAGCUGGGGUUCGGCAGCUGUGGGCACGUAAUACGAAUGAGACACAAGGACACUAAAACCAUCGUUGCCGUCAAGCAAAUGAGACGGUCAGGGAAUAAGGAGGAGAACAAGAGGAUACUGAUGGAUCUGGAGGUCGUUCUUAAGAGUCAUAACUGUCCCUUCAUUGUGCAAUGCCUGGGUGCCCUAGUCAAUCCGAGUGAGGUUUGGAUCUGUAUGGAGCAGAUGGCCACCUGUCUCGAGAAACUCCUCAAGAAAUUACGGGAACCCAUCCCAGAACAGAUCAUCGGCAAAAUGGUGUUUGCAAUUGUAAGUGCUCUGGAUUAUCUGAAAGAAGUCCAUGGAGUCAUGCACAGAGAUGUGAAACCAUCCAACAUGUUACUAGAUGAGAAGGGAGUGGUCAAGCUGUGUGACUUCGGUAUCAGUGGUCGGCUGGUGGACUCCAAGGCGCGGACACGGAGUGCUGGCUGUGUGGCUUACAUGGCGCCUGAGAGAAUCGACCCGCCAGACCCAGCCAAUCCAGAUUACGACGUCAGAGCGGACGUGUGGAGCCUGGGAAUAUCCUUGGUGGAGUUAGCAACAGGGGAGUUUCCCUACAAGAACUGCAACAAUGACUUUGAAGUCCUGGCCCGUGUCCUAUCGGAGGAGCCGCCCAGACUCCCACCAAAGCGAGGCUUCUCAGUCGACUUCCACUCCUUUGUCCAGUGCUGUUUGACAAAGGAUUGUAGUCAGAGGCCCAAAUACAAGCAACUCAUGGAGCACAGCUUCUUCAAACGCUAUGAUAUAGCCAAGGUGGACGUUGCGUCGUGGUUUGCCAUGGUCAUGGCCCGGAUUGAGCCCACACGGUCCCACUCAGCACCCAGGUUACACAUGGGAACCUCCACUUGAGGAACCGGGCUUAUCAGCAUAUUAUCUUAGAACUGAUGUGGUGAUAUGGUAUACUAUGUACACAACUUCAUGUAAUUAUCCACAGUUCUGUAGCAGUGUUGUAGUGGAGUACUUGUGGAUGGUGGGUACCAGUUGGAAUACCCGAGUACAAGUACUAGUAUGAACUUUGAAUACAAAGUACUCUAGUUUGAGUGCUGCAACACUGGCUUAUUGUUACACGGUAUCCUGACUUUUUUUCCUCCACCCCUGUGGAUAGACUGAUCCUUUAAGCACACCCCUUGAUGCUUUGUCCAAUCAUACACGUACCUGUAGUUGUGAUCAUGACCCUCCUAUGUGGGAAUUCAAUAUUCAGAGCAAUAUGUAAAACCCUUUAAAACACUGCAGGUCAGUUUUAGGAGAAGGGACAUAAAGUACCAGUAUUAAAGGGACAUUACGUCCUGAAAUGUGCCCAGUUGGGCUACAAAAUGCAUUUAAAACGAACUGAUGUUAAUAGGAAAGAGUAUUUAAAUGUAGGAUAAAAAUAUCCAGACAACCAUCCUUUAAAAACGGGGAGUUUUGUGUUAUUCUUGUUAGAAUGAAUUUUGAGGGUUCAAACUUUUGACUAUCAAAAUUCGAGCUGUUUGGCCGCUAGUUGUGAAUCCUGCCGCACGUGUUCCACCAGUGCAUCGCAUUUUGCGGAUGUGCGAGAAACAACAUUGAUUUUGUAUAUUGGCACUGUGUGUGUUAUGUGUCACACACACAACGAGUACCGUACAUUGGAUGGGCACGGCUGGAAGUACGUAUCCAAAUGCGCGGCGCGUCAGAAGUAAACAACCAGUGUUUUCUUUUUACCGUCUUAUCUCGUUAACAGUAAAACAUUAGUUUAGUUUUUCAACCAGACCUUUGAAAUGGGAUUAGUAAACAGUCCAAAAUGUAAAAUGUUUGGGGAUUUCAGGCAGUAAUGUCCCUUUCAAGCAUAGAGCAAAACUGUUGAACAAACAAACACAAAGCACUGGGGAGAGUGAGGCGUGACCGAAUAUCCACCUGCAUAUGCCCUGAUGAGCUUAACCCUGGUGAGC
This is a messenger RNA of Patiria miniata (bat star), 2399 nucleotides long. Its product is annotated as dual specificity mitogen-activated protein kinase kinase 7-like. Gene Ontology annotation, molecular function: protein kinase activity; ATP binding. The record is from RefSeq and is a predicted model, not a curated record. The transcript is spliced from 13 exons. Gene Ontology annotation, biological process: protein phosphorylation. NCBI's taxonomy places the organism in Eukaryota, Metazoa, Echinodermata, Asteroidea, Valvatida, Asterinidae. The coding region runs from base 37 to 1341 and encodes 434 amino acids.